AGCCCGGGCUGGCCCCGGGCAGGAUUCAUGAAACCCGCCUGGUAGUGUGCUCCUGCUGCGCCCCGUCGCGAUGACGACCGGGUGGUUCGGAGAAUCAUGGACAAGCGACCAGUCCCAGAUGAUUACGCUCUCUGUGGUGAUGAUGUCCAUCGUCGGUCUGUGUCUCUUGUGCUGGUGGACGGACAUAUACAGAAUCCUUCCAGGUUGGGGGCCAAUCCGCAAGUUCGAUGCUGACGCCAGCGAGGACAUGCGAUUCCGGCAGUCUGCAAUACACCGUCACGCCGCCUCCCUGGAGGCGGGCAGGCUGGCGCAGCCUCAGGAGAAGGCCGUGUACGGCAGCAUCGGCAGGCCUACAUGGGGUACCUGCGAGUCGGGGAUACGCUCAUCGAUGCCCUUCAACCAUCCGGUCCUGGGCCCGGUGAGGGUCCGCGACGGCUUCGACCAGACGCAGAAGAUGCGCACGGCGUGCGAGUGGUGGGGCAAGGACGAGCAGUACUUUAUGGCUCAGAGUGGCGUCCAAGCUCCUCCGCUGCGCAUCAACGAGCACUACGUCUCCUGCACCAACAACAUGCAUGGCUGAGACGCGGCCAGCUCGUAGUCCUCUCUUUUUCCCCUCGACAUCUCCUCCAUCCUGAUGUUCC
Molecule: messenger RNA, 641 nt
Organism: Prorocentrum cordatum
Lineage: Eukaryota; Dinophyceae; Prorocentrales; Prorocentraceae
Source: the annotation of a GenBank genome assembly